Molecule: messenger RNA, 1476 nt
Organism: Closterium sp. NIES-65
Lineage: Eukaryota; Viridiplantae; Streptophyta; Zygnematophyceae; Desmidiales; Closteriaceae
Source: the annotation of a GenBank genome assembly
AUGGCCACCCCUAGUGUCCUGGCCUUUGACGCUGAGGGUCGCGCCAUUGACUUUGCGGUCUGGGUCGAGGACCUGCAGCUGUACUUGCAGUGCAAUUCAGUAGAUGACAUCUCUCUCUUUGACUUUGCCUCUGGCGCUGUCCCUGCCCCUCCUGCUGAUGCUGACCCCACUGUUCGCUCCAAGUGGGCCACACGCGAUGCUGCUGCACGUCUUGCUGUGCGUCGCCACCUCCCUUCCUCUGAGCGUGCACACUCUAGUCAGUGCAAGAGUGCUCAGGCCUUGUACGACGCUGUAGUUGCGCGCUACUCCUCCCCUUCCACUGCUACAUUGAGCCGCCUCAUGCUACCUUACCUCUUCCCUGACCUUGCUGCCUUUCCUACACUCGCUGACCUCUUUACCCACCUUCGCGCUAGUGACACUCGCUACCGAGCUGCGCUUCCUGCUGCCUUCUGCGCCGAUAACCCCCCUCCCAUGUACAUCACCCUCUACUUUCUCGUCACCCGUCUCCCUGAGUCCCUUCGUGCUGUUAGGGACCAGUUUCUCUCUGUCUGUCCCACCACCCUCACUGUCGACCUCCUCGAGAAGUCCCUGCUAGCGGCCGAGAAGAGCAUAGUCGCUGUAGGGGCCUCUCGUUGUGACCCCCGCGCCCCCAUCUUUGAGGGGUGUUCUCCUUCCCCCCUGUUACCCUCUGUCGCCUCUGCUGCUGCGGCCGACCUCGUUGGUCUAAAGUCAGUCGGUGCGGCGUCUGCCCCCAGCGGUAGGCGUCGCUCUGGCAAGGGCAAGGGGGGCAAGGGAGCGGGUGGAGCUAGCGGGGGCGGUGGCGGAGGAGGUGGGGGCGGCGGGGGGAGUGGGGGUGGCGGUGGAGGUGGUGGCGGGGGUGGAGGUACUAGUGGCGGCAGAGGAGGCGGAGGUGGCGGCGGAGGUGGCGGUGGAGGUGGCGGUGGGAGCGGCGGGGGCGAGGGUGGCGGUGGCGGCGGUGGCGGCGGAGACGGGGGUGGCGGUGGUGGAGGUGGUCGGAGUGGCUCGUCCCAGCGGAGCAGCACUGGGGGUGGUCAGCGCCAGCAGCAGAAGCAGCAGCAGCAGCGCUCUCGCGACGUCCCCGCCCCUCAGCAGCUCCGUGAGUGGUACUUGCAGCGUCAGCGUGGUGGGGCGUUCGGUCCAUGCACCUACGUCCUUCGCACCGGCGACCGCGCGGGUGAGCAGUGUGGGGGCACCCACACCGCCCGCCGCUGCUUUGCCCGCUUGACCGACGCUUGGCGCCAGCAGUUUCCGGAGGCCUCUGAGAUCCCCCGCUGGGGAGAGAUGUCUAGGGCUGGUGUAGCUAUCUUUGAUCUUGACUUUGAUGCUAUCCUUGCUGCCAUGUAUGCUGUGACUGUUAGUGAAGAGGGUGACUGUUACCGGUGUUUCCCGCCCGACCCGGGCAUUGGUACUGCUGCGUACUGUGUCGGCUUCGGCCUCUCACACCUUCACCCUUGA